Molecule: messenger RNA, 2226 nt
Organism: Zootoca vivipara (common lizard)
Lineage: Eukaryota; Metazoa; Chordata; Lepidosauria; Squamata; Lacertidae
Gene: CIMIP1
Product: ciliary microtubule inner protein 1
Source: RefSeq, a predicted model, not a curated record
GCGAUACAGCAGCAGCAGCAAGCGCGUUUAUCUCCGACUCGGAGGUAGCUCUCUCGCCUGCCUGGCCGCUGGCUGGAGCCCGGCUGCUAGCAGCGCCCGCCCUCAGCCCAGCCGCCAGGGGGAGCUAGACCGGGGGAGCUAGUCUGGGAUUAUGCAGAAGAACAAAUUCAACUUCGUGGCUGAACUCCAGAUCUGGAAGGAUCAUGUUGAAACUGAAAACAUAGCUGCAAGGAGAUGGCCCCAUCGGUGGGGGUUUCUGUUAACACCAGUGGAAGAGUUGUUAAAAGAUGAAAAGAAGCCUCCUGCCAAGCCGAAGAUCCCACUUCCACAACACUUACAAAUCCGACCUGUGACACCGGUGGAAACAUAUAUUAAGAUUCACCCAUCUCCUCCUGUCCCUCAGACGACACAAGGCUUCAUAGGCUGGAGAUCCACGGUUCCGGGUCUGGGACUUGAGCGUUACUCUAAGAUCAUAAGCACCAAAGGUGCCUUUUACAAGGAUGUGCAGUGGCCAAAUGAACCUACUGACUGACUUUAUCUAGCUCUGUCAGCUUCCCUCACUUUUAUUUCCACCAGCUUUUCAGAGGUUCCUAUUGGGUAGGAGAACAUAUGUAUUAAGAAUGUGUUUGUCUACCAUUUCAGCAGUACUUUUAAGUGAAGGUUAACGAUGAGGUUAUGCAUGACUUACGGGUGUUUUAUUAAAACCAGCAGUAUACAACAGGCAAGUGCUCUUUGGGGUGUUUUUUUUUUUUUUUUGUAACCCAAGUGGAAGAAGAAGAAGAAGAAGAAGAAGAAGAAGAAGAAGAAGAAGAAGAAGAAGAAGAAGAAGAAGAAGAAGAAGAAGAAGAAGAAGAAGAAGAAGAAGAAUCUAGUAGCUCAAAAGAGUGUUUAAUAGAAUUGACUGUCCUCCUCUGAGAACAAAUAGCAAUUCCUGGCUCAGCCAUCCUGUUUAUUCAGAAUUCAACCUGAUUUCCUUGCACAAAACUUACACGGUGGUUCAACCUUUAGGUCCUUAUUGAGCCCCUGAUUCAAUUUGAUUGCAGGGAGGCUGCAAGCUUUUUAGCACUAAAUCGGAGCACAUGUCAAUCCAGAGAAAACCCAAUUGACGUUUGCUCCCAUUCAGCGGUAAACAGCGGGUUUUCCCAGUGGAAAGAGGGGUAAGUGGAUGAGCCCCUAAAUUUGUGGUAUACACUCAAAUUGCUCCUGCAAAAUACUGUAGCAAGGCAGAAGUAGAGCAGGGUGGCAGAAGGAGCCUUACCCCUCUUCCGUUCAGCUAGCUCACGUGACGUACAGUAGCACACACAGAAACUGAGCCAUGCAUCUCACCGAGCAAGUUAUAAAUUGUUUCUGCAGCACCUUCUCAAUAGUCCCAUGGUUCUUUGCGGUUGUUAUUAUUGCAUUAUCAGCCCAGCAGAAAAUCCCCUGCAUGGUGGCGGCAGCACCAGGGUCAGUCGCUGGUGACUUUUGCCUUCUAUAAAAGUUGCAGCGAGCCAUUUCCCUCUUCCUGCCUGCAAACGCUUUAUUUGAAUAUCUUGUUCCGCGCCCCUCAAAAACAAACUGACCUUCUCAACAUUCUUUCCGAAUAACUGAGAAAUGAUUCAGAGCCUUUGGAAAGAACCCUCAAAGAAUGAAAACACUCGCAGAAAACAUCCUUCCCCCCAGAGCUAAACAUUACUUCAGGAAAAAUGGGAAUAAUAUGUUAACAAUCAGACAUGAUCCUGUAUUUAUUGGAUGCAGCGAAGAUUUUUUGUGGUAGAACUUUGGAAGGCUACCCGUGUUCCCGAAGUUACAUUUUGGUCGAAAACAUUUUCGCGAGUUGGAAGUAACCCUCUCUCUGCCUCCCAAUGCUAACACCAUGUAGCUAGUAACACAAUUUCUGCAGUAAGACAGCAUCAUACAACUAACCUAUGAGCACUCAUUCUGCAUUCGUGGGGGCACACGCAGCCCCCCAGAUUGAGACAAACCUCUCCGGGCAUCUUCCUGAUGAAGCGCAGCCUGGGACGUUCACAAAUCAGUCCCGGGGCGCACCAGUGACACAUAUCAAAAGGCGUGCACGCUCAACCAGCAGAGUAUAGCAGAAACGAUCGUGGAGCGUGAGUGUGUGCAUUCUAAGUGUUUAUUAAGCAAUAUAUACAGGACAAAGCAAUCGUGGCAUCCUCUCCCUUCUUCUCCAAGAGAGAGAGAGAGAGAAGUACAAAAGUACAGUGCAGCGGAAGAGGGCGAAGA